Messenger RNA from Eublepharis macularius, 460 nucleotides. RefSeq names its product chromosome 6 C4orf48 homolog (gene NICOL1). NCBI's taxonomy places the organism in Eukaryota, Metazoa, Chordata, Lepidosauria, Squamata, Eublepharidae. Bases 70 to 351 code for a protein of 93 amino acids. The transcript is spliced from 4 exons. The record is from RefSeq and is a predicted model, not a curated record.
UGCAGCAGCCAUUCAAAGAGACGGUCACAAAGGCAAUCCAGAGAUCAGGAGGAAGACUCAACUCACAAGAUGCUGAAGCCUUGCCUUAGCAAAGGGGUCAUUUUAGUACCUUUAAUUCUUGUAGUUGGGCUUAUUUCUGCAAAGCCAGCUACAGGUGAAGAAGAAUCAGGAACAACAAUCCCUGCCGAAAGUCGUCCAUGUGUUGACUGCCACGCGUUUGAAUUCAUGCAGAGAGCCCUGCAAGACUUAAAGAAGACGGCUUAUAAUUUAGAUACACGGACAGAAACCUUGCUUUUUAAAGUGGAGAAGAGAACUCUGUGUGACUGUUUAACAGCAAAUGCCUUGAACUGAGUGCUGGAGUUCUACCCAGGAGGAGCAGUCUGUUCUUCAUUUUUGAAAUGCUGCUGUUAAUGCAGACAGAAUUGUGAAAUAAACUGCUACAAGCAUGUGAGCUGCAGGA